Molecule: messenger RNA, 798 nt
Organism: Ricinus communis (castor bean)
Lineage: Eukaryota; Viridiplantae; Streptophyta; Magnoliopsida; Malpighiales; Euphorbiaceae
Product: putative gamma-glutamylcyclotransferase At3g02910
Exons: 1
Coding region: 99-647 (182 amino acids)
Molecular function (GO): gamma-glutamylaminecyclotransferase activity
Source: RefSeq, a predicted model, not a curated record
AACCCAACCUGAUCCACUAUCCAGUUUGUUCAUGCUCGUUGUUGCUGAACUCAGUUCCGCAAAGCUUUUGUUUUGUUCUCUCUUUUAUCUCGCAAGCCAUGGCGGAUGCACAAACCCUACCCACUGAAGUCAAUGGCGUUUUGCUAUUCUCAUAUGGCACCCUGAAACAAGAUUUCGCUAACUACAACCUUAUUCAAAACCUAAUCCGCAGCAAUGACGCUUCUUACCUGGGCACCUAUAUCACCCACCAUACGUAUCCUCUCGUCAUCGGUCCCCACGGCAUCCCUUACUUGAUCAAUCUCCCAAGCACUAGCGGAGGUCACCGUGUCAAGGGCGAGCUUUACUCCCUGUCGAGCAAGGGAUUCGCUCUUCUCGACGAAUUCGAAGGGGUGCGUAUCGGCCACUACGAGAGGCUCCCAGUUCAGGUGACACGAUUGGAUAGCGAAGGAAAUGAAAACGAUGCUGUUUCAGUUGAGGCAGAGGCGUAUUAUGCGCAUAGAAGUUUUGGGGAGAAAAUGUGGGAGAAAAGAGGGAGAAUUGGGUUGGUCGAGUAUAGCGAUACAAAUGGCAAAGAGUAUGUGAGAAAAGAAAAUAGGCCUGCUGGUACCAGUACUCUCCAUGAUAUAGCAUUAUUUUUGUCUACUUGAAAUCUGUUGUUUCUUCUUCAUGGGAUUUUCUUAAUUUUGCAAUUACUGAAGUUAAUCUUUUUUUUUUCUUUUCAAAAGAAAUGCCAUGGAUGUUUAUGCAUAUUUACUCUGGAUCAGUUGUGGAAUAAAAUGUCUCAAUUUCUUGGUUUCA